UCUAUUCUUCUUUCUAAUCUCAUAUCAUCAGUGUCUCUUGAGUACAUCCUCUUCAAUGGAAUCCAAUUGCGUUCAGUUUCUCCAGGACAAGACCAUUCUUGUCACCGGUGUUCCUGGUUUCCUUGCUAAAGUGUUUGUGGAGAAAAUAUUGAGGCUUCAACCAAAGGUAAAGAAGCUUUUCCUUCUCUUGAGAGCACCAGACAAUGAAUCAGCCAUGCAACGGUUUCACAGUGAGGUUCUUGAGAAAGAUCUUUUUAGAGUGCUGAGGAACAAUUUAGGUGAUGCAAAUCUGAAAGCUUUAGUAUCAGAAAAAGUUGUACCUAUACCGGGUGAUAUUUCAGUUGAUAAUAUAGGAGUGAAGGACUCUGAUCUCUUACAACUUAUGUGGAAUGAGAUCGAUAUCAUUGUUAAUGUCGCCGCAACGACAAACUUUGAUGAAAGAUAUGAUGUUGGUCUUAGAAUCAAUACAUUUGGACCGCUCAAUGUUCUUAACUUUGCCAAGAAGUGUGUUAAAGGACAGUUGCUUCUCCAUGUCUCAACGGCGUAUGUGUGCGGAGAGCAAUCUGGACUCUUACAUGAGAAAACAUUUCACAUGGGAGAGACUUUGAACGGACAUGGAAAAUUAGUUAUCGAUACAGAAAUGGAGAUAAUGAAACAAAAACUGAAAGAAUUACACAAACAAGAUUGUCCAGAAGAAGAGAUUGCACAAACAAUGAAAGAUCUUGGAAUGUCAAGGGCCAAGCUUCAUGGAUGGCCAAACACAUAUGUGUUUACCAAAUCAAUGGGAGAGAUGCUUCUUGGUAACCAAAGAGAAACUCUUCCUAUUGUUAUCAUCCGUCCCACGAUGAUCACUAGCACUUUUUCAGAACCAUUUUCCGGUUGGAUCGAAGGGUUAAGAACCAUAGAUAGUGUGAUUGUAGCAUAUGGCAAAGGAAGGCUUAAAUGUUUUCUUGCAGAUCCAAACUCAGUUCUUGAUCUUAUACCUGUGGACAUGGUCGCAAACGCAAUGGUCAAUGCUGCGGCAAGACACGCUGGGAAGUUAGGCUCUCAGACCGUUUAUCAUGUUGGCUCAUCUUUUAAGAACCCUAUCACAUUCGAACAGGUUCACGAUCUCGCGGCUCGCUACUUCACCAAAAACCCUCUUAUAGGACGCGAUGGUUCACCCAUCAUAGUCUCCAAAGGAACUAUCCUGUCCACUAUGGCUCAGUUCAGCUUCUACAUGACCCUUCGUUACAAACUACCUUUGCAGAUGUUGCGAUUGAUAGGUAUAAUUUAUCCAUGGUGGGAUGGAAACAAAUAUAAAGACAUUGAUCGCAAAAUUAAGCUGGCGAUGCGACUGGUCGAGCUCUAUAGACCUUAUGUCUUGUUUAAGGGCAUAUUUGAUGAUUCAAAUACCGAGUUACUACGGUUGGAAAGAAAGGAGGUUAAUAAAGAAAUGAAUGAUGUAUUCCAGUUUGAUCCAAAGACUAUUGAUUGGGAAGAUUACAUCACGACUAUUCAUAUUCCCGGCCUCAUCACAUAUGUACUCAGAAAAUAAUUAAAACAUUAAGAUGUUAAGAUGUUUAUUAUUUAUAUUUCUUGGUUACCUAUAGAUUAUGUGAACUGAGUUAAAUUGUGAAUUGGUUGAGUUUGGUAACGAAAACAAGGUGUUUAUUGCAAUUAUUAAUCUACUUUUAUAUCUCUCAUGUAUUGAGUUAAGUUUUAGUUUUGAUCUACGUACUAGGUUUUGUAUAA
This is a messenger RNA of Capsella rubella, 1734 nucleotides long. RefSeq names its product probable fatty acyl-CoA reductase 4. The record is from RefSeq and is a predicted model, not a curated record. Gene Ontology annotation, molecular function: alcohol-forming very long-chain fatty acyl-CoA reductase (NADP+) activity. Gene Ontology annotation, cellular component: intracellular membrane-bounded organelle. The transcript has 10 exons. Gene Ontology annotation, biological process: suberin biosynthetic process; long-chain fatty-acyl-CoA metabolic process. NCBI's taxonomy places the organism in Eukaryota, Viridiplantae, Streptophyta, Magnoliopsida, Brassicales, Brassicaceae. Bases 56 to 1537 code for a protein of 493 amino acids.